UACUACUCCAAAAUUCCAUUUCCAUCUAGCUACAUUGGUCCCCAUUAAACCAUUUUGAGAUGUAGCAGCAGUAUGAUUAAUUAUGCAUUCCAUUUUGAGCACCCAAUCUUAAUUAUUUCUGAUACUUACCAUUUUCAGUAAUUCAGUCUCCAAGUGGUCCAUAUCAUUUUGCUGGCUAAUGGCAUAGAUCGAUAUAAUAUUGAGUGAUUUACUUACUUAUUACGCUGUUGCUCGCAGUACUCUGGUGGGUGCAAGUAUCAAGUUUCAGCUUUUCAACUCCUCCUCUCCAAGAUGGAUUAUGAUCACCAAGACAAACCAUCCUUCUUCGCAAUCAUCAAAGAAGGCUUCAACAUCAACAGCCUGAAGGUACCACCGGAGAUUGUUACGGAUUUGGGUGAAGAGUUGUGGAAGAAUACGUUUAUGAUUCUGGUAGGUUCGUCUGGUGAGAAGUGGGAAGUGAGUAUUUUGAAGAAAGGGAAUGACAUAUAUCUACAAAUUGGUUGGCAGAAAUUUCUGAUAGACAACAAAGUGAUGCUUGAAGAGUUAUUGGUUUUCACAUAUGAUGGGGAGAACAAGUUCCAGGGGCAAAUUUUUGGCAAGAAUGGAUUGGAGAGACCAUGCUUCAAGAAUGUACCAGAACAAGAAGAAGUACAAGAAGAAGAAGAAGAAGUUACUGCAGCACCUCCAUUCACCGUGGCCAAGAGAAAGAGGGGCAGACCAAGAAAAGUUCCUUCUCCUGAGAGUGAGUGCUUUAAGAAAGAAAAAGCUGAAGUUCCAGCAAAAAUUGCGGUUAAGAGAAAUGAUUGUAGAGCAAGAAAAAGUCCUGCUGGUGAGAGAGUAUGCUUCAGGAAAAAAGAAGAAGUUGCAGCAACAAUCAUGUCUAUGGGGAAACGAAGAAAAAAUCGUCAGAGAGUAAGCGUAAAGAAAGAAGAAGCCAAAGCUGCAGCAACAAUGGCGGCUGCGAUAAACAAGGGCAGAACAAGAGAAAAUCCUGCUGGUGAGAGAGUAUGCGUCAAGAAAGAAGAUGCAAAAGCUGAAGAAACAAUUGUGGCUGAGAGAAAGAAGGGUAGACCAAGAAAAUAUUCUGCUCCAGUUGUUAUUUAUGUUAACUGAUAUAAAAUAAAAAAUUAUCUGUUAUAUAUAUGAUCAGAUUGAAAUAGAUACUGAGAUUAAUUAAAGUAUGCUUAACAACAAUCCAUAUAUUGGAGUUAGUUAUUAGGAUUUAUGUAGCUGUUAUGAUUGAUGUUGUUUUUAUGGUUGCAUUGUAUGUGAAUGCAUUGGGCAUCAAAGUGGAUGGUGAUUUUUCUAAUUGUGUCUAGAUUUUAUUGGUGAAAUUCAAAUCAGUUGAAUGUUAAACAUUGUACUUCAUUUAUUAAUAUAGUUUUGUCUCCUAA
Molecule: messenger RNA, 1394 nt
Organism: Medicago truncatula (barrel medic)
Lineage: Eukaryota; Viridiplantae; Streptophyta; Magnoliopsida; Fabales; Fabaceae
Product: B3 domain-containing protein REM23
Exons: 3
Coding region: 292-1113 (273 amino acids)
Molecular function (GO): DNA binding
Source: RefSeq, a predicted model, not a curated record